AGAGAAAGAAUGAAAGGUUGACCCUUUUUCUUAAAAGUAGCCUCUUUUCAUGUUCUUGACACUGCAAAAAAACUUGGGUUUGCUCUGAAGGCUCUAAUUGUAGUAGUUCUUACUUAAUUUAGGGUUUUAGGGUUCUCAUUUCUCUUAUUGUUCUUAGUUUUUUUUUCUUUUUGUAAUUCUUUUUGCCUUUGGGAUUAAAAGUUUAAAGCUUGAAAUGGAUGGGGAGGAGUUGACAGAGCAGGAGACUGCCCUUUAUGAUAGGCAAAUUAGGGUUUGGGGUGCUGAUGCUCAAAGAAGACUAAGCAAAUCUCACAUUCUAGUCUGUGGACUGAAAGGAACUGUUGCUGAGUUUUGCAAGAAUAUUGUACUGGCAGGAGUUGGUAGUGUGACAUUGGUGGAUGAUCGUGUCGUUACCGAUGAGUCUUUACCUGCGAAUUUUUUGAUAUUGCCUCAUGAAAAUCACUACAACGGGAAAACUCUGGCUGAGGUUUGCUGUGAUUCUUUGAAAGAAUUCAACCCCAUGGUUGAUGUUGCUGUGGAAACAGGCGAUAUAUCAACAUUUGGUGUCGAGUUCUUUGAAAAGUUUGAUGCUGUGAUCAUCAGUUGUUGCUCUCUUGGAAAAAAGAAAUUGAUCAAUCAAAAGUGUCGGAAAUUAUCAAAGCGUGUAGCAUUUUAUACAGUUGAGUGUAGAGGCUCUUGUGGUGAAAUGUUCGUUGAUUUACAGGACUAUAAAUAUUCAAAGAAAAAGCUCGAGGAAACCAUUGAAUGCCAGAUAGAAUACCCUAGCUUUGAGGAAGCCAUUUCAGUACCUUGGAGAGCACUUCCGAGGAGAGUGUCAAAGCUUUACUUUGCUAUGAGAGUGAUAGAGCAGUUUGAAGAUGUUGAAGGUCGUAAUCCCGGAGAAACCUCCAUUGCUGAUCGUCUAGGUGUUUUGAAGCUCAGAAAGGAACUUUGUGAAACAAAUUCACUGGACGAGUCUCAAAUACCCGAUGCACUUCUAGAAAGACUUCUAACAGAUACAAGGGAGUUCCCUCCAGUUUGUGCCAUCAUUGGAGGAAUACUUGGACAGGAGGUGAUCAAAGCAAUAUCAGGCAAAGGGGAUCCACUCAAGAAUUUCUUCUUCUUUGAUGCCAUGGAUGGGAAGGGCUUGAUAGAGGAUAUAUCAGGGCCCAGCACUAGAAGCUGAGCAGAGCAGGCUUUGAUGCUGUUAAAGCUUUUUAUAGGAUCACCUAAUGUUAUUGUUGCCUAAAACUGAAAUUCUGGAAAAACGAAACUUGAGAACUUGUAAUCAUUUUUGAAGAAUUGGGAGCCAACACUGUUGCUAAUGAAUCAUAAUUUGUGAUUCUCAAGAAAUGCUUCGAUUAAAA
This is a messenger RNA of Gossypium raimondii (Peruvian cotton), 1367 nucleotides long. RefSeq names its product SUMO-activating enzyme subunit 1B-1. NCBI's taxonomy places the organism in Eukaryota, Viridiplantae, Streptophyta, Magnoliopsida, Malvales, Malvaceae. Gene Ontology annotation, biological process: protein sumoylation. Gene Ontology annotation, molecular function: SUMO activating enzyme activity. Bases 215 to 1186 code for a protein of 323 amino acids. The record is from RefSeq and is a predicted model, not a curated record. The transcript is spliced from 10 exons. Gene Ontology annotation, cellular component: SUMO activating enzyme complex; cytoplasm.